AGUCAUGCUUGGAAGCGUCGCAUGUCCUCAACUCCCUCCAUCCAUAAGAAAAAGGAGAAUGAAAAGGAGGGGAGGAGGAACACGCCUCUGAGUCUCGCUCUGGCUCCCUCUCUGCCGGGAUCAAACCGGGACACGUCUGGACGAAGAGAUCAGAAGUCGCAGGAGACAACAGUAUGAACAGAUCCCUCCCAAGACCCCCAGAAUAAGGCGAAAAGGGGUUGGGUCCCGGGGAGGUGCCUCUCCCGCCUUUGCAUUGCCUCGCCUUCUUCUUCCUCCUCUUCCUCCCAAAGCCUUCAUCGCGUUGGAGGAAGAAAGGAGCCGCGCCCGACUCGGAGGAAAACAGACACCCCCCCCCCCUUUGUCUUUCCCCCCUGGAAAUGAACAAGACCUGCAGAUCUUUAGGUCCCCAUUGAUCCGACGCUGCUUCGUGUUUCAGCUCCAAUCUCGUUCCUUCGGGGAGAAAAGCAAAGCGCAAAGGAAGGAGCUUUUUCGGGAGUCAGCCGGGGAUGAUGGGCAAGGAAAUGAGGAUGAUGAUGAUGGGGAGAAAGAAGUAUUUCAUCGCCCCUUUUGAGAUCCAGGUCUCAGCUCAGCUCUUUGUGCCAACUUGAUUUCCACCAAACCUUCAGAUCCCUAUCAGUGGAUACCGAGAAUUAUCUGUCCUUUAAAUCCAUUUUUAAUGUCGGCAUUCUGCAUAUUUUUAACUCUACUGUAAUCAUUUGGAUGUGAGGGAAAAAAUGUUUGUUAUACAUUAAGUCUUAAGAGUCAAGGGGGACCACAAAGGGCAUCUAGUCCAACCCUUUCCUAGAGAAGAAUUCAUUACUAAUGCAACCUCUGUUGAAAGAGAGCUUGGUUUGACACAUUUCAAGAGUCGCCGGUAUUGAUUUAGGAAAGUAUUGUUACUUAACUCGGUUUGGGACUUCUUUCUUUCCACGAAGGGAGAUAGAUGGAGAAGACUUUGGGACUGACUUCCAAGCAGGAAAAGUGUUAGGUCAAUCCUGACCCAGCUGGCACUUUCCUGAGCUUCGCCAGACUUACCCCCAAGUAAACCGCGGAUUUUAUUAUCCAUCUGGAUGCAGCCUUGCUAAAACCCGAAAAGCUUUGGCAUCGGAUCUCAUUUGCUACGGCAUCAGGCUACAGGUGGAUUUAAAAAUGGAUUUAAGACUGGUUCGCGAACGUGUCCUUAGUGUGUUCCGUGCCAAUGCCUACGCUUGCCAGAUUGAUGCUCUUCUAAACUGGGAGCAUGCCAGAGCUCUGAAAUAAGGCACAUCUAUCAUCUUUUCCAGAAGUAUGAUAUUAUCUUGGGCAUAAAAAAGGGCCGGUGCUUAAUUUAGAAGAAGCCUAUCCAUCUGGUUGUCUCCACCAAGAUAUGUUCCUCGGCUAAUCGCUGCAUGAUGGAUUGGUCUCCAAACUUCACUUGCUUCUCGGUCACCGCUUUGGCCAAUUCCAACCAGACAGGCUCUGACUCUGCUGAGGAUCUCCCAUCCAAGGAUCGAUCCUUAUCGGUCUUCACCGUCCUCAUCUUGACCCUCUUGGCCAUGUUGGCAGUGGCCACCUUCCUCUGGAACUUGCUGGUGCUGGCGACCAUUCUGCGUGUGCGCACUUUUCACCGGGUGCCCCACAAUCUGGUGGCCUCCAUGGCCAUCUCAGACGUGAUGGUGGCCGCCUUGGUGAUGCCCCUCAGCUUGGUGCAUGAGUUGUCCGGGCACCGUUGGCGGCUGGGGAGGGCUCUAUGCCAAGCGUGGAUCUCCUGCGAUGUGCUUUGCUGCACCGCCAGCAUCUGGAACGUUACCGCCAUUGCUUUGGAUCGGUACUGGUCCAUCACCCGGCACCUGGAGUACACCUUGCGGACCCGGAGACGCAUCUCCAACAUCAUGAUUGCUCUGACUUGGUUCCUCUCGGCCAUCAUUUCCUUGGCUCCAGUACUCUUUGGUUGGGGGGAGACCUACUCGGAGGGCAACGAAGAGUGCCAAGUCAGCCGGGAGCCUUCCUACACCAUAUUCUCCACAUUUGGGGCAUUUUACGUGCCUCUCUGUGUGGUGCUUUUCGUAUACUGGAAAAUCUACAAGGCAGCCAAGUUUCGCAUUGGAUCACGCAAAAGCAAUUCCAUCACGCCAAUCUCUCCAGAAGCCCUGGAGGUCAAGGAAGCCUCUCAGCAGCCCCAGAUGGUGUUUACUGUCCGCCACGCAACCGUGACCUUCCAGACGGACGGAGACACUUGGAGGGAGCAGAAGGAGAAGAAAGCUGCCCUGAUGGUGGGCAUCCUCAUUGGCGUCUUUGUGUUGUGCUGGAUCCCCUUCUUCAUCACCGAACUGCUCAACCCGCUCUGCUCCUGCGACAUCCCCCCUCUCUGGAAAAGCAUCUUCCUUUGGCUUGGCUACUCCAAUUCCUUCUUCAACCCUCUGAUCUACACCGCCUUCAACAAGAACUACAACAAUGCCUUCAAGAGCCUGUUCUCCAGGCAGCCGUGAAAUGUGUGCCGAGAGCAAAAGACCUUCUUUUACAAAUAACAAGUCAAAGCACCUUCCGUCUUUACCUUGCACAGAGAGGGAGACAUGAAUGCAGAGAAACUCAGGCGCUCCAAGAUGAGCUGUUGAUACUCCAAUAUAAAUAAAACAUUCUUGUGAGUUCAGGCAUUGCCCUCGAAGACAGCACUUCUCUUGUGCAGACACUGUAUUUCUCCCUAGUGUUUAAAAAGCAAUAGUUUGCUGCUGAGUGAACCUGGUUUUCUUUUGUUCCCAGGUUACAGUCCAAGGGCAGUUCUUGGUGUUGUGUAGAACAUCAACAUUUGUGAUUGUCACGCCCAUUCGGUUGAUGAUAUCUGUGAAAUCACUUGUGAUGAGUGGUGUUAAUGUGUCUUUUUAUGAAAAGAAAAACAACAAUGUUGCUGUUUAAAUCCUUAGAGGAUCGAAACCUCUGUGAACCGUAUUAGUUAGCACAGUAUUCACUUGAUCCUAAAAAUGGGAAGACGGAGAGAAUAUCGAACACAGGUAAAGCACUUUAAAAAUGUUAGUUCAAUGUUUUUUGGUAUUCCAUUACAGCGAGGAGUUUCAGAAGAAUGGUGGAAUGGAGUCAGUUUCCCCCCAGAUUUCACUCCCCAAAAGCAAGCCCAAAUACUUCUAUUUUCCUAGUCAGUCCUUCUCAAAAUAAUAUCCAAAUUGGAUGUCCUUAUGGGCUAGCCCAACCACGGGCAUACUGUCAUGAAAGAGUGGGUUGCGGUGAGUUUUCCGGAAUGUAUGGCCAUGUUCUGGAAGCAUUCUCUCCUGACGUUUCACCCACAUCUAUGGCAGGCAUCCACAGAGGUUGUGAGGUCUGUUGGAAACUAGGCAAGUGGGGUUUAUAUAUCUGUGGACAGUCCAGGGAGGGAGAAAGAACUCUUGUCUGCUUGAGGCAAGUGUGAAUGUUGCAAUUCGCCACCUUGAUUAGCAUUUAAUGGCCUUGCAGCUUGAAAGCCUGGUUGCUUCCUGCCUUUUCAUUUUCCUCAUGGAGGAAACCAUGAAAAUGAACAAAAUCUGGCUACCACUAUUUUAACAAACUCUAAAACCAGAACAGUAAAUAUAUAACAACACUCAAAAAAACCAGGGGAAUUCCAGACAUGAAACAAUCAGGGCCAGCUAAUACUGGGCAGGAAGCAGCCAGGCUUUGAAGCUGCAAGGCCAUUCAAUGCUAAUCAAGCUGGCAAUUUGCAACAUUCACACUUGCCUCCAACAGAUAAGAGUUCUUUCUCCCUCCCUGGACUUUCCACUUGCCUAGUUUCCAACAGACCUUACAACCUGUGAGGAUGCCUGCCAUAGAUGUGGGUGAAAUGUCAGGAGAGAAUGCUUCUGGAACAUGGCCAUAGAGCAACCCAGUGAUUCUGGCCAUGAAAGUUUUCGACAACACAAAGAUGAAAGAUCUUCUAAAACUGCAACUCCCAGGCUUCCAUAGACUAGAGUCUUGGCAAUACUAUUAAACUGAGUUUUUUCUACACUGUAGAUGUACCCCAGGUUUCUCAGAAAUACCUUUUUGCACUCCUCCCCUUAAGCAAAAACUACAUGAGUGACUAAACACUACUGAAACUGAGGCAACAUUCACAGUCAAUUAUCACAGUCUAUGCAUGGAAAGGCUUGGGAGUAUUCCUUUUUUUGGACUACCAAAAAUGAAAAGCAGAGGCCAGGAUUGUGGGGAUUGUGGUCUAAGGAAGUGAUUUUUCCUAGGUGUCCAUGUUACAAGGGGAAACCUGAAAUACUCCUUUAGAACCCAUGUGUUUCCUUUUCAUAUUUCCACAGUGUUCCCUAUGUAAUAAAACUGCUUCUAACAACAAAGCCGA
Molecule: messenger RNA, 4306 nt
Organism: Anolis carolinensis (green anole)
Lineage: Eukaryota; Metazoa; Chordata; Lepidosauria; Squamata; Anolidae
Gene: htr5a
Product: 5-hydroxytryptamine receptor 5A
Exons: 3
Coding region: 1389-2468 (359 amino acids)
Biological process (GO): G protein-coupled receptor signaling pathway, coupled to cyclic nucleotide second messenger; adenylate cyclase-inhibiting serotonin receptor signaling pathway; chemical synaptic transmission
Cellular component (GO): dendrite; plasma membrane
Molecular function (GO): neurotransmitter receptor activity; serotonin binding; G protein-coupled serotonin receptor activity
Source: RefSeq, a predicted model, not a curated record